UCCCUGUUAGUCCAUCCUUGGAAUAGUGUCUAAAAGACCACAGUGCUUCUCUGGGAGAUAGCGGGAUGCCAUCCCCCGGCCGAGGGGACACUGUCCCGGGCUGCAGGGCCCGCGGUCACCUCCGGCUGCCAGCGGCGGAGCCGGGCUGGGAUUGCAGCAGGCUCCUCCUCCGGAGCCGGCCGGGAGGAGGGACGGGCGGGGAGCGGAGCCAGCGCUGCGGGUGCCUCACCUGCCCCGAGCCAGGCCCGGGAGCAGCAUCCUGCAGCUCAGCCCAUGGGGAGCCGCGGCAGCCCGGCAUGGACAGCCUGGGCAGCAGCCUGAAGAAGAAAGCCACGGAGCAGCACUACAGGGCCGAGGUGAUGAUUGCUGGAGAGCAGCUGAGGCUUCGUCUCCACGACGGGAAGCUGAUCAAGGACCGGCGGUUCCACCUGCGCACGUACCCCAACUGCUUCGUGGCCAAGGAGCUCACGGACUGGCUGAUCGAGCACAAGGAAGCGCCCGACCGCGAGACCGCCAUCCGCCUCAUGCAGAAGCUGAUGGACCACUACAUCAUCCACCACGUCUGUGACGAGCACUCGGACUACAAGGAUGCCAAGCUGCUCUACCGCUUCCGCAAGGACGACGGGACCUUCCCCCUCAGCAAGGACGUGAAGGUGUUCCUGCGAGGGCAGAGCCUUUAUGAGAAGCUGGUGAGCGUGGAAGAGUCAAUCCUGAAGGUGAGGGAGGAGAACUCGGUGAAGUACCAGAGGACUUUCCUGGGCUCUGAGAUGAUCGACUGGCUGGUUCAGGAGGGAGAGGUGGAGAACAGGCAGGAAGCAGUGGAGCUGGGCCGGGCACUGCUGGAGCACGGGAUCAUUCAGCAUGUCUCCAAUCGGCAUCACUUCUUUGACAGUGACAUCCUCUACCACUUCUGGAUCAACUUCCGCCGGCGCCGGCGCCUGACGGAGCUGCUCAAUGAGAACUCCUCCCGUGCCCUCUCCGAGAGCCCCGACAGCCCCUUCUGCCUCCGCAAGCUCAACCCAGAGCCAGGCAACACCAGCUUCCUCUCUGUGCAGACCAACAAGGAGAUCAAAGUUGUCUCAGCAGUUCGAAGGAGCAGCAUCACUUCCCUCUCUGGAAACUCCAACACCUACUUCAGUGCUCCUCCUACCUUGGUAUUCCCUCCUGUGCCUGAGUGCAACCCUAAAUCAGUGUUAAAGAGACCUGUCACCACUGAGGAGCUGCUGUCCCCUGGGGCCCCCUAUGUCAAGAAAACGCUGACUAUUGUGGGGGAUGCAGUGGGCUGGGGGUUUGUGGUUCGAGGGGGAAGACCUUGCCACAUCCAGGCAGUGGAUCCAGGAGGACCUGCUGCUGCUGCAGGGAUGAAGGUGUGCCAGUUUGUGUUCUCCGUGAAUGGGAUGUAUGUUCUGCACCUGGACUAUCAGACCAUCAGCAGCCUCAUCAUGACAGGACCACGGACUCUGGUGAUGGAAGUCAUGGAAGCCAUUGAGUGAGCCAAGGAGUCUCUUGCCACUGCUCUUUGGAAAGGCAGGGCUCUCCUCUUGGCAGGGAUGGACUGUGGGGAGGGACCAAGCUCGACCACUCACUGUGAUGUGCUACCCAGGCAUUUUGAUGUAUUUUCAAAUAAAUACAUUUGAAUGGACAA
Molecule: messenger RNA, 1645 nt
Organism: Passer montanus (Eurasian tree sparrow)
Lineage: Eukaryota; Metazoa; Chordata; Aves; Passeriformes; Passeridae
Product: DEP domain-containing mTOR-interacting protein-like
Exons: 9
Coding region: 66-1493 (475 amino acids)
Biological process (GO): intracellular signal transduction; negative regulation of TOR signaling
Molecular function (GO): protein binding
Source: RefSeq, a predicted model, not a curated record